CGGUAAGGAUGCUGUGGAGGCGGAACGGUGGGUUGGUGCUCAGCUGUGUGCUGCUCAUGAUCUGUCUACAUUUAACACGUGCUGCGACGUGUGGUGAGCGCCAGUUUCAGUGUGGCAAUGGGAAGUGCAUUACGACCCGCUGGGUGUGUGACGACAUGGAUGACUGUGGAGAUGGAACCGACGAGCUCGCCGCCACCUGCAGUAAGAAGGAAUGCCUGGAGUCUGAGUUCAGCUGUGGUGGGAGGCUAAACCAGUGUCUGUCGUCCAGGUGGCGCUGUGAUGGAAAGGCUGAUUGUGAAAACGGAGCAGAUGAGCAAGGCUGUGCCCUGACGAGCUGCACAGCUGACGAGUUUCUCUGCGCAAACGGAGACUGCAUAUCCAACUCCUUCGUCUGCGACGAAGAUGCAGAUUGUACAGACGGUAGCGACGAGGUCUCAUGCCCCAAGCCUACAUGCACAGCUGGUUCGUUCCAGUGCAACAACACGAAGUGCGUGCCGCAGCUGUGGGCCUGCGACGGGGACGCAGACUGCGCAGACGGCUCGGACGAGUGGAGUGAGAACUGUAACCACCAGGUCACUCCGAGACCCUGCAAUCGGCAGGAGUUUCAGUGCACCAGCGGCGAAUGCAUCCACGCCAUGUGGCGCUGCGACGGAGGCAUGGACUGCGCUGACCACUCGGACGAGGCCAAUUGCAGUUUACCCACCUGUCGGCCAGACGAGUUCCAGUGUAACGAUGGUAGCUGUAUUCCCGGCCUGCACCAGUGUGAUGGAACAGUUCACUGUGCGGACAUGAGCGAUGAGAAAGACUGCGCUGUCGUAAGUAAAUGUGAAGGUCCGGGUAAGUUUCAGUGCCGCAGUGGCGAGUGCAUAAACAUGGAUAAAGUAUGCAAUAAAAGACGUGACUGCAAAGACUGGUCCGACGAACCCAUCAAAGACUGCAAUACAAACGAGUGCCUUAAAAACAAUGGCGGCUGCUCUCACAUCUGUUCUGACCUCAAGAUUGGCCAUGAGUGCCACUGCCCCACAGGAUACCACCUGCUUAACCAAACACACUGUGAAGAUAUUGAUGAAUGUGCUGAUCCUGAUACCUGCUCUCAGCAGUGUGUGAACCUGCUAGGCAGCUAUAAAUGUGAAUGUCAGAAAGGAUAUGAGAUGGACCUCAUGACCAAAGAGUGCAAAGCUAUCACAGGUAAUGUUCCAUACCUGUACUUCACCAACCGUCAUGAGGUGAGGAAGAUGACUCUGGAUAAGCGCGAGUACACAUGCCUGAUCCCUCAGCUAAAGAACGUUGUUGCACUUGACAUGGACAUGUCCGGUGGAACAAUUUUUUGGUCUGAUCUUUUUCACAAAAAGAUCUAUAGCACUUCAAUGGACAAGGCUGCUAACUCCUCAAACCACGUCACCUUGAUUGGCAACCAUAUCUCUGCCCCAGAGGGUUUGGCUGUAGACUGGAUCCAUGGCAACAUCUACUGGACUGACAGCACUUUUGGGAUUAUCUCUGUUGCAACCAAAAAUGGCUCCAAGCGCAAGACUCUAAUCAGCGAUGGGCUAAAGAAGCCACGUGCUAUCGUCGUGGACCCAGAACACAAUUUUAUGUACUGGACAGACUGGGGAAACCCUGCCAGAAUUGAGAAGAGUGGUUUAAACGGGGCAGAUCGUACUUUGCUAGUCACAGACAACAUCGCCUGGCCCAACGGCAUUACACUGGAUUUGGUAAAUCAGCGGCUGUACUGGGUGGACUCCAAACUGCACACACUUUCCAGCGUCGGUGUUGAUGGCGGUCUGCGUCACACACUUAUCAUUGACGAGAUGCAGCUGGCCCACCCUCUAGCACUGACUGUAUUUGAGGAGAAAGUGUUUUGGACAGAUGUGGCCAGUAAAAGCAUCAUGAGUGCCAACCGUCUGACGGGAAAAGACAUUGAGAGAGUGGUGGAGAACCUGAUGUCUCCUGAGGACAUCGUCCUGUACCACAACCUCAAGCAGCCUAACGGUACAAACUGGUGUCAGGAAGGAAACGUGCAGAACGGAGGCUGUGAAUAUCUUUGUCUUCCUGCUCCCUGGGUGAACAAGCGCUCUCCAAAAUACACCUGCGCCUGUCCUGAUCAUAUGACCCUGGGCCCUGACAUGAGGAAGUGUGUGAAUGUUGAACAGCCAGUAAUAAGUACAUCAGUGGUUCCACCUCGAGUUCCAGCUGGUACUACACCACGACGACCUGCCCCCAGCACUACAAAACCAAAACCCACAACUGCAGACAAGAUUGUAACUUUCCCAGCAGCUGGGCCUCGGAAAAACAGCUUUCAGGACAUUACACCACAAGGUUCAAAUCAACAAUAUGUCCCUGUCAGCAGCCCUUCACAGAACCCAGUUGCUCUCUAUGUCAUCCUCCCAUUAGUGGUAUUAUGCCUGACUGUGUUCGGUGGCGUGUUGCUGUGGCGUCACUGGAGGCUGAAGAACACCAACACUAUUCACUUUGAUAAUCCUGUGUACCAGAAAACCACUGAAGACCAGGUGCACAUCUGCAGGAGUCAAAGCCAAGAUGGCUACAUUUACCCACCGCAGCAGAUGUUGAGUCUGGAAGAUGAGGAUUGAUUUUCCUCUCAGUGAAACCCAAACAACCCCAAGUGAAGUCAAGUAUGAAGAAUAAGAGAUGUGAAGGUCACUAGAAACUGCUCUGCUCCAGUGGCUUUUUGCAGACAAACUGAAAGUGAAGGGAAGAUUUAGGACAAUUAUCAGAAACUGAAGUCAUAGUGAAGUUAUAGGGUUUUUUUUGUGUGUGUUUACAUUUGAUUUUUGGGACCAAAAUUCUGUUGGAAGUUAGUCACCUGCUAUGGGAGAUGCACAUGCAAAGAAUGUCUCAUGGUACAGGCUUUUGUCGAGCUUACUUGAGCGACAAUAAGGUACAUUAUCAUAAUUUAUGGUUACAUCUACUUUAAUUACAAAUUUUAAGUUAAGAUAAACAAUUAAUGAUUUAAAUGUUAUUCCAUCCUAAAAGACAUUUAUUUUUGAUAAAAAAAGACUUGAAAUGAAAAGAUAAAAACUUGCCUGCAGAAGGAUGACAUGACACAUUUAUAAGUUAAACACAUAAUA
Messenger RNA from Trichomycterus rosablanca, 3086 nucleotides. RefSeq names its product low density lipoprotein receptor b (gene ldlrb). Gene Ontology annotation, cellular component: plasma membrane. The coding region runs from base 9 to 2588 and encodes 859 amino acids. The transcript has 18 exons. The record is from RefSeq and is a predicted model, not a curated record. Gene Ontology annotation, molecular function: protein binding; calcium ion binding. Lineage: Eukaryota; Metazoa; Chordata; Actinopteri; Siluriformes; Trichomycteridae.